UGUUAUCUGUUUUUUAUAACUUCAGUUGUUGUGCAUUUGAAUUCAUUAGCACUGCAGUACCUUUAAGGCCAGAGCACUAUAGUAAUUAAACCUUGGGGUUUUAAAAUGGAAUGGGAUGACCACAAAGGAUGUAAUUCUAACCAUCAUUAUGCUUGUAAAGUGAUAAUUGCUGGACGGGAAUCACUUUACACAAAGUGAGUCGCAAAUGGCACCAUAAAACAUCAGGGGAAACCAAAAAUGAAUUAUCCCUGUGAGUAGCCUCUGUGUAGAGCAAAAACAGGAAUUAGUGGAUAUGGCAGCCAAUAGCAGCUAGGGAGCAGGCUACAUAUAUUGAAGCUGAGCAGAGGUGUGUUCACAGUCAGCAGCUUGGAAGAGCAGCUCCUCAAGAACCAUUCACCUUGUCCACUAUUGCGAAGAGCACCUUCACUUACAAUGAGAGCCGUAAUCCUGUGUGUGCUGCUGCUGGCAGUGCUGUCUGCAAGCACUGAAGUCCAAGGUGAUAUGAAGGUGGUGAAGCUGUGCGGUAGGGAGUUUAUCAGGGCUGUUAUCUACACCUGUGGAGGCUCUAGGUGGAGAAGACUUCUGGAUGAACAAGAGUUGACAGGUGUGGGUAGUGAGGCUCUGUUUCCAUCUGGCAAUGGAAUUCCGGAGUGCAGUGACCCCCAGGCUUACAACUCCCAGAGGCAGGGAACAGACAGCGAGGAACCCCUGAACUACAGAACACGGGCUGAGGGGGAGCUUUCCCCCAGAGCCAGGAGGGACCUGAACCAGCUUCUCACCACAGCCUGUUGCCAAUGGGGCUGCAACAAGAAAGACUUGAGCUCUCUCUGCUAAGCCAGGAUUUCUGUAUUCACAGCAACCCCAGCUACAGUAUUUCAAGUUUAAACCCAGUACUGUAAUGCCUAAAGCAGAGUAUUUUAUCUGAUCACUAUAUGAUACUAAAUUCCUAAUUAAUACAGUGUACUAAUCAUACUGGGGGUCUAUUGUAAUGAUCUAAGAGUGGUGGAUGUAAAUACACCUGGGGUGAUUGACCCACUUCAUACCAUAAAAAUACAGUGAAAUGAUGUCAGUGAAAAUUCUGAAUUAUACAUUUUAAGGUGGCAGUAUUAACAUUUGCCACCUUUUAGUUAAUCAAAAUAGACCUCAAUGUCAUCUUCUCUGGUACAUUUUCACUUUGAUGAAUACAUAAACAACACUGUAUAUCUUUCAUCUAUAAUUUCACACUCAUAGCAAAGGGAAAACUAAGACAUGCUUCCCUCCACUUGAGUCUUCAUUGGUGUAUGACUAAUCAAUGCAAGAUCUCUGUUAUUAAGAGAACUCUAGUUUUACUGUGUUUCCUUUGGCAUCAUAGUUGGCUAAUGUGUGUAGUAGAGUAAUACUAAAGAAAUCCUGACAUCUGCACAGGACAAAAAAAAAACAUUUCUAAUUUAAUUUCUGCAUCUGCCUCCCAAUCUUAAACAAUCUUAACGUAUCAUAGAUGUGUGACCUAAGAUGUAUAAAAAAAAAAAAGUGAAAUUCUCAUGGUUGUUGUAAACAGAGCUAUCAAACCUGCUACAAAAAAAUGUAUUUCUAUUGUGAAUGACUAAUAAAGAUGAUUGCAUAUCCUUCA
This is a messenger RNA of Acipenser ruthenus (sterlet), 1609 nucleotides long. RefSeq names its product insulin-like 5a (gene insl5a). NCBI's taxonomy places the organism in Eukaryota, Metazoa, Chordata, Actinopteri, Acipenseriformes, Acipenseridae. Gene Ontology annotation, cellular component: extracellular region. The record is from RefSeq and is a predicted model, not a curated record. Gene Ontology annotation, molecular function: hormone activity. The transcript is spliced from 2 exons. Bases 433 to 834 code for a protein of 133 amino acids.